AUCCUUUAAAUUUAUAUUUUAAAACAAUGUUCAUUGGCAGCAUCUUAACAAAUCAAGAAAAAGGUCUUAAGCCUUAGAUUCCAGAAUGUUGUAUUUGAAAAUCCUAAUAUCCUUCAAAUUUAUUUGCAAUAUUUCAGAUGCAGUUCUGGAGACUACAAGGGACACCGAUGUCAACUUCCCUGCACCAGAGAUCACUGCCCCUGAGGUUCAGGUCAUUUCAGACCCCGCCAGUGAUUCAUCACAACAUCAACAUGAUGAAUCAUCUGAGGAACCUGUUCCAGAGACAGAACAGCCGCCUGAAGAACCAUCUGACAGGGACUUACAUGUAGAAGAUACAAAUGAGGAGGCUGAGGAAGAGGCAGAAUCUGUUGUUGAAGAAGAUCCAGUGCAACAACAACAGAAUGAGGAAGAAAGGUAAACUCACACUUUAUAUGGGAGGCUGCGGUUAAGACUGAUUUCUACUAUAAACUUGCAUUAUACUAAUCAUGUACCUCAAUGACCUCUUCCCAAUAGUGAAGUUCCUGAGAAUGAAGAAGACUCUUCUGAAACAUCGAUGGGUCCUCUCCCAGGCGAUUACAGCCCCAUUCCAGAGGAUUCUCAGGCUGAAGAGAUGACAGUAGAGGAGGCUGAAACGACACAAGAGCUACAGUUCAGCAGUUUUACAGCAAAGGACUUUCGCCGGAUUAAGGUUUUAGGCAGAGGAAGCUUCGGCAAGGUUCUACUAGUAGAGUAUCUUCCAUCAAACAUCUAUUGCGCUAUUAAAGUGCUCAAGAAGGACAACAUCGACUCCACUGAUGAUAUAGAACACAUUUUAACAGAGAAGCAAAUUGGACAGUUGGUGAAUCCACACAGUUUUAUAGUGGACUUAUACGCCACAUUCAGCACCAAAAACCAGCUGUUUUUCAUCAUGGAGUUUGUGGCAGGAGGCAGUUUAAGAACCCACCUGAUAAGGAGCAAGCACUUUGAUCUACAGACAACCAAGUUCUACGCUGCUUGUAUAACACUUGGUUUAGAAGGAAUUCACAGCAAGGACGUCAUACACAGAGAUUUAAAGCCGGGGAAUCUACUUAUGGAUCAAGACGGCUACAUCAAGAUCGCCGAUUUUGGGAUGAGCAAAACUGGCAUUGGAUAUGGAGACCGCACCAACACCAUGGUUGGGAGUCCUGCUUAUAUGGCGCCCGAAGUCGUGAUGGAGGAGGAGUACACAAGAGCCGUCGACUGGUGGGCUCUUGGCGUCAUCGUUUAUGAGAUGCUCCUCGAACGGUAA
This is a messenger RNA of Xenopus laevis (African clawed frog), 1267 nucleotides long. RefSeq names its product serine/threonine-protein kinase N2-like. The transcript is spliced from 9 exons. NCBI's taxonomy places the organism in Eukaryota, Metazoa, Chordata, Amphibia, Anura, Pipidae. The record is from RefSeq and is a predicted model, not a curated record. Bases 554 to 1267 code for a protein of 237 amino acids.